CACAUUUAAUAAUGAUAAUGCGUUCUUUAAUUAAUAUUGUAACAAAGUUCAACAAAUGAUUCGGUCGUUUCUUUUGAUUGAAUUCAGUUUAACUUGAAACACUGAAGCGACGUGACGUCCCUAAUCUGUUGUCUGCACCAAUGAAAAGGGAAAAAAAAUUAAUAAAAGCAAUAUGAGGACAGUUUUGCAAUUUGGUUUAAUGUCGUUUUGUUUGUUCUAUUUAAUUGAAACCAGUGUAUUUGAUUGGGCAUUUUUUGAAUUCUUUGGUAGUGAAAAUUGCACUUCACGAGGACCGUUGUCGCCUGUUAUCUUCAUUCCUGGACUCGGAGGAAGUAAAUUACAAGCGAAACUGAACAAGACGACUGGUCCCAUGAGAUGUGCACGAGAAAGCGACUACUUUGACAUUUGGGUGAACGUGUUGCAGCUCAUAUUCUCCAUUCCAUGUUGGGUUGACAACAUGAAAUUGGUCUAUGAUAAUGUGACGCAUAAAGCGAAAAAUACGCCAGGAGUUGAGUUGAGGUUCCCUGAUUGGAGAGAUGCUGAUGCAGUGAAAUGGGUUACGCGAAAUGAAAAGGGAUUUUUCGAUGACAUUGCGAAUGCAUUGGCCAAAUGUGGUUAUAGUGAAGGCAAAAACGUUUUCGCUGCACCAUACGAUUUUCGAAAAGGACCAAAAAAUACGGAUUGGUUUGAUCGCAUGCAACAGUUGACUGAAUAUGCAUACGAAAAUAACAAUCACGUUCGCAUUACGUACAUUGCUCACUCAAUGGGCGGACGAAUGCUGUUGUAUUUCUUGCAACAAAUGCCUCAGACGUGGAAGGAUAAAUACGUGAAACGGUUCAUCGCAAUGUCGGUUCCAUGGGGCGGCAGCAUUCAGAGCAUCAUGGCCAUGUCCAUUGGAUACAAUCCUUUUCCUCCAUUCUUAUUUCCAGCCAAUGAUCACAUGAAGACUAUACAAGAGACAUUUUCAUCCCUCGCAUGGCUGCUACCUUCGGACGAUUUUUGGGCACCAACUGAAGUAUUGGCUGUUAUUAGCGGAAAAAAUUAUACACUUGAAAAUAUUGACGAAUUUUUCUAUGACAUUGGUUUGCCGAACGUUGUCGAAAUGAGAAAAGAUCAAUCUGUUUACAGUAAUGCGGCAGAACCUGGCGUUGAGAUGCACUGUUUGUUUGGAAGCAAUGCUGAUAGCACUGUUGAAAGAUUGGAGUUUAGCAAUAGUUUCGAUCAAAAUCCGGCGACAUUUUUCGGAAAUGGUGACGAGUAUGUUAAUCAAAGAUCAUUGGCUGGAUGUAAUCGUUGGUUCUCCCACAAAAUGGACGCACAAAAGAAUAAAAUUUAUCAAAAAGAAUUUUCUGGCCUCGACCAUGUUACCAUACUUGACAAUUCUGCGCCUAUAAAUUACAUUGUGGAGACUCUUACGAAUGUCAACGAUGAAAGCAAAACACUCGAGAAUAAUAUACAAAACUGACUAGAUUCCUGCCAAAAUAUUCGAUAAAUAUUUUAAGGAUUUUCAAUGACAUUUUUCCUAUACCUACUGUUGGUCGAUGAAUAUGAUGUAAGUUAGAUUACAUUAUAAUUAUUCAUAAUAAAUGCAUCAUCAUACACAGAAUAUCUCAAGCA
Molecule: messenger RNA, 1617 nt
Organism: Sitodiplosis mosellana (orange wheat blossom midge)
Lineage: Eukaryota; Metazoa; Arthropoda; Insecta; Diptera; Cecidomyiidae
Product: phospholipase A2 group XV-like
Exons: 7
Coding region: 173-1465 (430 amino acids)
Biological process (GO): lipid metabolic process
Source: RefSeq, a predicted model, not a curated record